CCGAAGUGUGGGGCCUUGCACUCACCGCAGCUCGCGGGCUCUCCCUGGCCCUGCCUCGACCUCCCUCCGUGAAGCCGCACUCGCGAGCCCACCCGCGUCCUUGGCUCCGGGCUACUUUUCUCCCUGGGACUUCUCACCCGGCUCACGGCCUCUUGCAUCUCCUGGAGUCCGAGCCCCGCGCUGGCGCGGGAGGGCGGUGGUCCAGGGCGGCCCUGGCUCUUUGGCUCUCUGGGUGGUGGUCCCGGUGCCCUAGUGUGGGGCUUGGUGACUAGCUGAGGCCCCAUGCCUCUCAGGACCCCUGCAGUCCACUGCUGUCCGUGCUGUCCUGCCUUGUCGGGGGGCCCGGCUCCCCUGUCAUGGUCACAUCACAUUCUGAUCUUUGGUCGUGGACCUCAUCUUUAGUUCUGUCCGCUGGCUCACCUGUGAGUGGGCUGCAGUGGAUUUGGGGUGGGCAGGGAUCCAUGCCAAGGGCUGGAUGUGGCAUGCUGGUGGCAGGACCAGGGAGGGUCCCCUUGGACACACGUGCCGGGGUGGGUGGCGGCUCAGCACAGCAGUUGAGGCUGGCCCCAGGACCAGGCUGAGUAUUUGCAGAGCAGAAGUGCUCUGUGUGGUUAAUUUGUAGUCGAUCACCCCAGUGCAGUUGGUUUGUAAUGGGUAAUUUGCCUCCUAAGGACGGCGAGCAGCUCUUGGAUGGCUUCGUUGGUGGCUUAUGAUGACUCGGACUCGGAGGCUGAGACGGAGCCUACGGGAGGUGUCUGUGCUGCCGGCCACACGACUGGCACUGGUGUGGCUGGUGCUCCUGGGCAGGCUUUUGCAGGAGAGGAAGCACUGCCCACAGAUCCUACUUCUUGGGGAGGCUCCAGGGAACAGCGCCUCCCACUGGCUCAGCUCGGGAGAGGCCAUCGGGGGUCUUGCCCCAGCCAGAGGCUACGAUGGCCCAGGAAGGAGCCGGAAAUCACCCUCCCUGCAAGCCACCUUUCUCGGUCUUCUCUGUGGACGAGCCACGUGCCGGCCAGCACCGUGCCCCUUGCAGCUGCCCGCCUAAAGCCAGUACAACUGUGCUGGGACACCCCAAGGUCAUCGUUCUGUGCUCAGAGUGAAUCUGAAGUGACAGGCAAGACUGCCAGCUCUUCCCAGAGGAAGAGGGCUGAGGACAGUGUCGUCCCCUAUAUCCCAAAGAGGCUACGGCAGCUGCAAGCGGCGAGCGCCGAAGCAGGCAAGGGUAAGGAUGUGGAGCCACCGCGUCCCCCUGCAGGCUGUGCCCCGGCCCCUUGCUGUGUGGCCCCGCACGUGUCGGAGUUCAUCCAGCCGUACUUGAACAGUCCGUAUAGAGAAACCCAGGUCCCCAGCAAAGUGCUCUUCCACCUGAGAGGCCACAGGGGUCCCGUCAACAGCAUUCAGUGGUGUCCAGUCCUUUCCAAGAGCCACAUGCUUCUCUCCACGUCCAUGGAUAAAACCUUCAAGGUGUGGAACGCCGUGGACUCGGGGCGCUGCUUGCAGACCUACUCCCUGCACAGCGAGGCAGUGCGGGCCGCCCGGUGGUCUCCCUGUGGCCGGCGCAUCCUCAGUGGUGGCUUUGACUUUGCCCUGCACCUAACAGACCUCGAAACAGGAACCCAGCUGUUCAGUGGGCGGAGUGACUUCAGAGUCACUACCUUGAAAUUUCACCCGAAGGACCCCAGCGUUUUUUUAUGUGGAGGCUUCAGCUCCGAAAUCAAAGCUUGGGAUGUGAGGACUGGCAAGGUGGUGCGAGGCUACAAGGCAACCGUCCAGCAGACCCUGGACAUCCUCUUCCUGCAGGAGGGCUCCGAGUUCCUGAGCAGCACAGACGCUUCGACCCGGGACUCCGCCGACCGCACCAUCAUCGCCUGGGACUUCGGCAGUUCGGCCAAAAUCUCCAACCAGAUUUUCCAUGAGAGAUACACCUGCCCCAGCCUCGCCUUGCACCCCAGGGAGCCUGUGUUCCUGGCACAGACCAAUGGCAACUAUCUGGCCCUCUUCUCCGCCGUGUGGCCAUACCGGAUGAGCAGGAGGCGACGCUACGAAGGACACAAGGUGGAAGGCUACGCCGUGGGCUGCGAGUGCUCCCCGUGCGGAGACCUGCUGGUGACGGGCAGCGCCGACGGCCGGAUCCUCAUGUUCAGCUUCCGCACGGCCAGCCGGGCAUGCACGCUGCAGGGGCACACGCAGGCCUGCGUCGGCACCACCUACCACCCGGUGCUGCCCUCCGUCCUCGGCACAUGCUCCUGGGGAGGCGACAUCAAGAUCUGGCACUGAUGCGGCUGGGCCCGCGGUGGGGGGGACGGGAGUGAGCACUGACGUUGGGCCGGUGCCGGGGAGGCUGACCCGCCCGGUUUCCGCAGAUGCACAGUGGGACCACGUUAGUCACAGCACCUGGCAGUGGCUGUCGCUGCCCAAUAAAGGCGAGUGUUUGCC
This is a messenger RNA of Lepus europaeus (European hare), 2436 nucleotides long. RefSeq names its product WD repeat domain 25 (gene WDR25). Lineage: Eukaryota; Metazoa; Chordata; Mammalia; Lagomorpha; Leporidae. Bases 691 to 2277 code for a protein of 528 amino acids. The record is from RefSeq and is a predicted model, not a curated record. Gene Ontology annotation, molecular function: protein binding. The transcript has 7 exons.